GAUCUUUUUAUCGAGCGAUCGCGAUACACAUCAUUCCUGUAAACCAGCUUACUUAUCAACCACGUCUCACUACCUGUCACUGGUCAGUGUCACUUGAACACGUAUACGGUUUGUACUGUUGGACACAUCAUCAGUUUGCGAGGGAUGAUCAGGGCCGCCCUAUAAAGAACCCCUGUUGAACCCGUUUACCACCGAUGUCUUUCCAGUGUAGCAAUGCUGAUUUUCAUGUGCGCUCUGUUCAUGACAACGAGUUGUUCGCCGUGCGCCGACAAGCGCUAUGCAGCAGCGAAGUUUUUCGUGACAUGUUUACAUGUUGUGGCGAAUCCGAGGAGACUUUGGACCUUCACGAAACUGCUGACAGUCUGGCAGCGCUCUUAAUUCUUCUACACCACCCCCCACAACCGCCGACAAAAAUCAAACGUGAUAAAUACAAUCUUAUACCAAAGGUUUGGAACGAUCCAAAAACCGUAAUACCUCUGCCGUUGCUCCCAAGACUCUUUGAGCUUGCAGAUAAAUAUGCAUUGCCGCCGGAUUCUGUUACAGAAGUAUUGGGAGAACACCUUUUGGCUCAUGCAUCUGAAGAACCCUUGACGGUAUAUGUAAUCGCGCAUUCUCAAGAGCUACACCGUAUUGCGUCUCAAGCAAGCCAGUUCCUUCAACCAAUGGCGAAUUAUAGCUUGCAUGAGGUGAAGGCGAUACCUAUUGAGGCAUAUCAUCGUUUCGUCCAAUUACAAGACACUCGAGUCAAGGCGAUGCGUAAAUAUCUGCUUUCAGAAGAUAUAUUCCCUCACGGUUACGGGAUUUGCGCCUCACAUUCGCGAGAGACAACACAACUAUGGCAUUCCAAGAGGAUGAGCCUCGCUGUUAAGGUGGAAACAUUGACGGAUGUUGCCGGGGAAAUGGAAAUUGUUGUUUAUCAAGAGCCCGUUCAGAGCUGUGCGGUGUGUCGGAAAGCUUGCAUUGCAGCAGUGGAAAUGUUGAGGUACAAAUGUCGCAAGAUUCCAAGGACAGUGGACAAACUGAAUGCUUGAACUGCAGCGCAGCGCCUCAUGGGGCUUCGUGGGGUUUUUUGCUGUCUUUGACUCUUUUUGGGAUAGCAGUUAUCAGCCCCUUCCGUCUGUCCUGGACUAGUAGUAUCAAUCAUGACUACAGGAACGGGAACAAUAAAUGGCUAUCUUACAUUUAAACUUGAAUGAUCAAGUUUUGUCAAUGUUAUUCUGAUAAUUCGAAGGGUAUCAUCAUCACAUAUACAUAGAUAGAAAUUUAGAGGUAG
Molecule: messenger RNA, 1273 nt
Organism: Lentinula edodes (shiitake mushroom)
Lineage: Eukaryota; Fungi; Basidiomycota; Agaricomycetes; Agaricales; Omphalotaceae
Exons: 5
Coding region: 195-1031 (278 amino acids)
Source: RefSeq, a predicted model, not a curated record